This is a messenger RNA of Leptosia nina, 1005 nucleotides long. Lineage: Eukaryota; Metazoa; Arthropoda; Insecta; Lepidoptera; Pieridae. The record is from the annotation of a GenBank genome assembly.
AUGACUUUAGGUCAAACGACGAUAAAUUUGCCAUGGGUGGAAAAGUAUCGACCCUCAAAACUAGAGGAUUUGGUUUCCCAUGAUGAUAUAAUAAAAACAAUCAACCAGUUUAUGAAGGAGAAUCAGCUGCCGCACCUAUUGUUCUAUGGGCCACCUGGUACAGGCAAAACAUCAACAAUACUUGCAUGUGCUAAACAGAUGUACACUCCACAGCAAUUUAAUUCAAUGGUUUUGGAGUUAAAUGCAUCAGAUGAUAGGGGUAUUGGAAUAGUAAGAGGUCAAAUACUAAGUUUUGCUUCGACAAGAACUAUAUUUAAAGCUGGUCCUAAACUAAUUAUCCUUGAUGAGGCAGAUGCCAUGACAAAUGAUGCCCAGAAUGCCCUGCGAAGAAUUAUCGAGAAGUAUACAGAGAAUGUGAGAUUCUGUAUAAUCUGUAAUUACUUGGGGAAGAUAAUACCGGCGCUACAGUCGAGGUGUACACGCUUCCGUUUCGCCCCGCUUCAUCAGAACCAGAUUGUACCACGGCUGCAGGAUAUUAUACAGAAAGAGGGCGUCAAAGCAUCAGAUGACGGGAUAAAAGCGCUACUAACGCUCUCUGGCGGGGACAUGCGUAAAGUCCUAAACACACUACAGAGUACAUGGCUUGCAUAUCGUGACGUCACAGAGGACAACGUAUACACUUGCGUUGGACACCCGCUUCGCUCCGACAUCAAUAACAUUCUAAAUUGGCUGCUCAAUGAAAACGACUUUGCUGCUUCGUUUAAAUAUAUUCAAGACUUAAAAAUAGCCAAAGGCCUGGCUUUGGGCGACAUUUUAACAGAGAUACACAAAAUUAUUCAAAGACUAAAACUACCGCCAGACGUCUUAAUUUCCCUCCUGAUAAAAAUGGCGGAUUCAGAAGCAAGACUUGCAAGUGGUUGUAGUGAGAAAAUAGAGCUCGCUGCCCUCAUUGCUGCUUUUCAGCAAGCGCGGGAGCAGGUCAAAAUCGACGACAUAAAUGUGUAA